Messenger RNA from Daphnia magna, 4275 nucleotides. RefSeq lists its product as uncharacterized. NCBI's taxonomy places the organism in Eukaryota, Metazoa, Arthropoda, Branchiopoda, Diplostraca, Daphniidae. The record is from RefSeq and is a predicted model, not a curated record. The transcript is spliced from 8 exons. Gene Ontology annotation, cellular component: neuron projection membrane. Bases 654 to 1718 code for a protein of 354 amino acids. Gene Ontology annotation, biological process: synapse organization.
GUGAAUCGCCUUUCGGUCAUCAUCAUCGCUCCUCGUUUGCGUCAGUUCUUUUCCCCCCUCCUUCCGAACGCGGUCACAGUCGCGUUCAACGCUGUCGUUUACAACCGUCUCAUUUUGCGUGUGUCGCUCUUAAUACAUUCAUUGUACACUGGACGUGUUUGAUGGCUUUCUGCUGAUUUGAGUCUCUAAUAUCAAACAGCCCGUCGCAGACAGAAGAAACGAACUGACUGUAUACUAAUAUCUACAUAUACACUCGUGCACAGGAUAUAAUGUGGCCGUCGUCCAGCGCAAGUUUUGCUUCGCUCGAAAAUUUGGUUUCGUCAAUGUCCGUGUAGCUGAUAGAUGGUUGCGUUGGGCCAGUGACCAGGGCCUUUCUUAAUCCCGUUGUUUACUUUGUCGUGUGGCUGAUUCGAGUGGUCGACAAUUUUUUGCUGGUGAUAAGCGGAAAGACAUUUCACCCGUUGCGGCUCCAAAAAAAAUGCUGUGUACCAUCAGUUACGCAGCAGUUGGAAAUCGAGUUUGAGGAGCUGGCGGAAUUGAGAACAAGUCCCAGCUAUCGCUGAAACAUCCCGACUGUCCGUUCAGUUCUGUCGCCCGUCAGCUGCUCUUCCGUUCUACCUCGAAAGAAGGUCUCACUUUGACGCUUCUUUUGCAUGUUUCUUUUCAGGAAUAAUGCGCAUCCAUUCUGCUGUCGGGUAGAGCCAUCAUCAGUUGCAAUCAUGAAACCACUACAGCCGCUUAGCACCGUCUUCCUUCUUAUCGUGUCCAUCGUCACGUUCGCCUCGUCUACCAUCCAUGAAAAAGAAAAAGACAUUUCGAGUGAGUUGGGCAUUGCUGCUCUCGCACUCACGGCCGAGGAUUAUGCGUCGAGUGUACAACGUUCAGACGAUAACGACGGAGGUGGUACUAGUCGACACACUAUGACCGAUGCAGCGGCCAUUAAUUUAGCGGAACGGUCGCCUCGUUUUGAAGAUGCAUCCGGUCACGCUAACGUCACCGUUCAAUUGGGUGACACGGCCUUCCUCAACUGCAAAGUCUUGGAUCUUCAGGAUAAGACGCAGGUGUCGUGGGUGCGACGUCACGAACAAGAACUUCAUUUGCUGACAGUCGGCAUGCAAACGUACAGCACCGAUUCGCGAUUUUCGCUUCAUUUCCAACACCCCAACGACUGGCGACUGCAAAUCAAGUUCGCUCGGCCUCGUGACGAGGGCAUUUAUGAAUGUCAAGUUUCCAUCCACCCACCUCGCAUCUACACGGUUCGACUCAUCGUCGCAGUACCGAGUGUGGAGAUGGUGGACGAUCACGGCCGCGUGAUUGAGGAGAAAAUCUACAAGACGGGCAGCACGAUCGAGCUCAAGUGCGUCGUCAGUAAAGUUCCCGGACCCACUGCCAACAUUAUGUGGCGUCACGGGCUGCGAAUACUCAACUACGACACUUCGCGUGGCGGCAUCAGUGUCAAAACCGACCUGUUGCCCUACGGCGCCGUCAGCCGCCUCUACAUCGCCAACGCCAGUCAACGCGACGCCGGCAAUUACACGUGCAACAUCUCCGAGUCAUCGUGGACGACGGUCGUGGUCCACAUCCUGAACGGCGAACAUCCAGCGGCAAUGCAGCACGGCCAGUCGUCAUCGUCGGAGAGGAGACCGCUCGUCAUAUCUAUGCUCGUUGUAGUUAUGGCCUCAUGGUUCUUCAUGUGGAAAUGCUCUUUUAGCCGGUAACCGCGUUUCCCCACCAGAAAGAAGAAAUGUCCAUCGUUUUGGCCGUCAGUGCGUGCCCGACGGUGAAGCAACAACAUUAAGCGACAUGACAACAAAGAGAGACCACACACAGUGCUAAGAGAAAGGCAAUGGAGCUCAACCCCCCAAAAAUCGGUUCAUAAUUCAUCGAGGCGGGAGACGCGGCGACGUCAGCCGACCGUAAAACCACCGCUGAACAAAAUAAACGAAUCACACGUGAAAUAAACCAGAAAUAUGUAUACACAAACAAGGCUCCUAAUAUACCUACAGCCUUGAUGAUGAAGCCAAAAAUUUUGAUUUUCUGGUCGGGAAACAGCCAUUUCUAUUAGUGAUUCGAAGAGCUUCAAUUGUACGGACUGCACUCGAUGUACAUAUACAACAUUCACUAACCCCUUCCCCCCAAAAAGAUGAAUCCAUUCUUUUAUCAACGCUUCAUUUCGUUCAUAGUUUAUAGUGGACGUGGCCAGUGAGGUCCGAACGUAUGUGCUGAUGCUUUUACAAAGUGCGAUGUGCGCGAUAUAAAGACUUGAAAAAAAAGAAAAAACCGAACGCCAUCGGGCUGAUGAUGAUCCUCGCGUUCAACUCGAAAACAAAUUGGAAUUCUGUUUAAGGGUUAUGGAGCGUGCGGGCAAAGGCGUAUCAGCAGCAAGACUGGGUGCACAUCCUCCCCCUCUUCUUUCUUCAGAAAAUAAAAUAACGUGAACGACGGCCGAUCAAUAAGCGAGUAGAAGAUUUCCUCUCGUCCCGAACGAUCGUGUGCGACGUCGUCGCCGUUAUCGGAACGAAGCAAUGCAACAUGCUCGUUAUAUUCUGUAGGAAAAUAUUUCAAAUAAAAAAGCCGCUAGACAGUGGAGGGAAGAAGCCGCUGUUUGCAAAAUCAAAUAUAUUCAGCCGAAGCAAAAUCGUGUAACAAUCACGUCCUCCGUGUGUGUGUUGGCUACCCAAUUGUGACUAUCGAUGUGACGAGAAUGCCAGAUCAGCCCAUUGGGGAAAGCCCAUUUGCCAACAUUUUGAAAGGAUAGACAACAAAAAUGGACCUCGUUUGACGCGAUCAAUACCGUCACGCAAUCAACUGUUUUCUAUAUCUGCCAGACACACACACACACACGUGUUUACUACGAGUUCAUGUCAAUUUUUCCUGUCCUUGUUUGAUUGUACAGCCGAGAACGAUGGCUUCAUUGCCUUUUUCAAUUGUUUUUGUUUUAUUUUCACCGCUGUAUUCAGUUGUUUUGAACUCAACGUGGUCCUCAUUGCAGCACGUCCUUGUUUUCCGUAUAGAACAAGUCCUCCACGUACUUGCUUUCCCCUCCGUUGAUUCGCGGUUGCUGUUCUUAGGAACGAGCAAAUCACAAACACAGCAGCCGCUUCAGGCUCUUGUACAGCGCUCUACGAGGCCAUGCGGAUCUGGAUGGCCGGAUGGCAAACCAGAAGCCUAUUAUACAGCUCCGUCUAAACUGUGUGUCCAUGAUGGAUUGGCUGGAUUGCAUCAAUUUCGCAGCGGUGACUUCAUGCAGCCACUGCACACGACCAUACAACAGCAUGUCCUCUUCACAAUAUAUUAUAUUCACCGACAUUACACAAGAGCCGCUUGUUUGAAAUUCAUGUUUCCCCUUCAAUUGUUUGCCCUCUUGCAAACCGACAUAUUUGUGCUGUGGACCUCUUGUCGUCGCUAAGUGGACCUAGCACCAAUACAUUACAGCACGCCGACUAUACAUGACGUGCAGACUGUCGCUAAAACAAGAUUCGCGUGCGUGCCGUGUUUUAACACACACCCUGCUGGCUCUCUCGGUAUAUAUACAUACAUUCACUAUAAUGUGUAACUCACCGUUUUGAAACCAGUUUUUUUUUUCUUUCUUUCUUUAUACUCACGAUUGGCUCAUCAAAUUGUCAACAUGUAAUAAUAAAAAAAAAAAAGGUUUUAAAAAAAAUUCUAUAGACAUAAUGUAAAGCCGUCCGCUCGCGACGUCGACAUCCAUUUUUGAAUAAUGUGUUUGGGUUUGUUGUCUAAACAGUCUUAUAUUAUACUCGUACAUAUAUUACUGUAUGCGUAUAGGAAUAGCAAACUAUACGAAAUGGCGUCGAUAUUUGUUUGACACCUUAUAUACUCAAUAAGAUAAGAAUUUGAAAGAAAAAAACGAAUUGUGUAUUUUACAUUAUUCCAAAAGACAAAUCGGCCAAAAAUUCUUAGAAAUUAUUCAUUUUGAUAUUAUUGUCCCAUGUCAACCAUUUUUUUUUCUAAAAAAAAAAAAACCAAAAAAAAAAAACAUACAAACAAAAAAGCCUUCGUCAGUUUCUGGCAGAUGAAUGGCGUGGACGAAAAACCGCAGAGACACAUCGGAUUGAAACGACGAACGGCUGUAUUACACAAAACCGUAUACUAUACAAUCUAUAAAAUCAAUUUGAUGAAUCAGGUUUGAUGACGCGUGUGACGCAACCAAAUGUAAACCCACAAAUCACAUUUCGUUUGAGGAGAAACGAUAGAAAUCAAAGCAAACAAACUGUGGAAAAAUACAUGGGUCACAGAUCUAUAAAUACCAAA